Messenger RNA from Hydra vulgaris (swiftwater hydra), 3859 nucleotides. RefSeq names its product bromodomain-containing protein 3. Gene Ontology annotation, biological process: chromatin remodeling; regulation of DNA-templated transcription. The record is from RefSeq and is a predicted model, not a curated record. Gene Ontology annotation, cellular component: nucleus; chromatin. Lineage: Eukaryota; Metazoa; Cnidaria; Hydrozoa; Anthoathecata; Hydridae.
UCAAAGCCCGAAGAAUGGCGCUUUCAACUUAUUGAAAUAUUUAACUUAUGCAGUUUUUAUUCGUUUUUUUUUGCGUUACAGUAUCGCAAUAAUAAUAUAAGUUAUCAAUAAAGAUUGUGUUAUGUUAGUUGAUUUUUUAAAAGACGAGUAUGCCGCCAAAAAGGGCCCAAAAGAAAGGUCGAACUACAAAUCAGCUUCAAUUUUUAUUAAAGACUGUAAUGAGGCAGAUUCAAAGACACCAAUUUGCAUGGCCUUUUGCUAAACCAGUAGAUGCUGUUAAGCUUAAAAUUCCGGAUUAUUAUGAAAUUACAAAACGACCUAUGGACUUUGGCACUAUUAAAAAAAAGCUUGAGCAUAAUGAUUAUACUUGUGCCAAAGAAUGCAUUGAAGAGUUCAAACUUGUUUUUACUAACUGUUAUGGUUACAAUAAACCAGGAGAGGACAUUGUUAUAAUGGCAGAAGUUCUUGAAAAGUUUUUUGACGAAAAACUUUCAAUGAUGCCACCUGAAGAAUAUGAAAUAAUCAAAGGGGCGAAAACUGUUGUGAAAGCAGCUACAUCCACAAGUGAAUCAGGAGAACCUGUUUCAAAAAAAUCUAAAAUUUCAAAACCUUGUUCUAUAGCUGCUGAUACAACACAGCCAUCUUUGAUGUUACCUCUUCCGUUAUUACCUUCAGCAACUCUUUCUCUUACUACACCUUCUAUAAAUAGAACUGAAAUGACUAGUCCUCAAUCCAAUGUCACAUCAACAGUGCCUUCUACACCAGUAUUGCUCUCCCCUAAAGCUCAUAUACCUGGUAAAUCAGGUGUAAAGAGAAAAAAGGCUGACACUACUACUCCUGGAAUGACAAUGUUAUCUUUAGAAACUACACCUCUUAUGGCAGCUAAAAUUCCUGCAAGAAGAGAGUCAUCUAAUCGAACAAUUAAAAAACCUACACGAGAACUUCCUGGUGAACAAGAAAAUUCUAUUCUCAAACGAAAUACUUUGCAAGAUCAGUUGACUGUACUUCCACUUGGUAAAAAGAAAUUUAAACUUACUGAACAACUUAAAUACUGCAAUAUGUUAAUCAAGGAAAUGCUUUCAAAAAAACAUGAAGCCUAUGCCUGGCCUUUUUAUAAACCAGUGCAGGCAGAGGCUCUUGGUCUUCAUGAUUAUUUUGACAUUAUAAAAAAACCUAUGGAUCUUGGAACUGUUAAGUUUAAAAUGGAUUGUAGAGAAUAUUCUUCGCCCUCUGAUUUUGCUACUGAUGUAAGACUAAUAUUUACAAACUGUUAUAAAUAUAAUCCACCUGACCACGAUGUUGUAAAAAUGGCUCGCAAACUUCAGGAUGUUUUUGAAUAUAAAUUUGCAAAAAUGCCUGAUGAACUGUGUUCACCAGUAGCAAUAUCUGCAUCCUCAACAACAAAUAUUAUUAAAUCUCGACCAUCUAAAUCGAAAUCUGAUUCUGAAGAAGAAUCAGAUGAUAAAGAAUCGAGUAUUGAAUCAGAAGAUAGUGAGGCUGAACGUAAACAUAAACUUUCUUUACUUGAAGCUCAACUAAUAUCUGUUCAUGAACAAUUGUCUAAGCUUACGAAAGUAGAAAAAGAACGUAAAACUGAAAAAAGUUCUACCAAAAAAAGGAAGGACAAGUCAAAAGAACGAAAAACCUCAAAAGAUAAAAAUAAAGAUAAAAAGGACAAAAAUGAAAUAAAAUUAACUGAUAUGAUUAAAAGCAAAAAGAAAGAAAAAACUAAAGAUAAAAAACUGCUAGUCACAGAUUCAUCGUCCCAAGAUUCACCCCUCAAAACAUUCAAUAAAGCUGAUAAAAAGAAAGAAAUUAAAACCAAAACCUCUGCACCAAAAAAAAAAUCUGCAUCAGAAAGGUCAAAAAAGAGCAAAAUAGCAGCAAAAAAAGGUGAGCUUCCUGAAGACAGCGAAGAUGAGGAAAUCCGAGCAAUGACUUAUGAUGAGAAGCGACAAUUAAGCCUUGAUAUUAAUAAGCUGCCAGGAGAUAAACUUGGUAAAGUUGUUCAUAUUAUUCAGUCAAAGGAGCCUAGUUUGAAAGGAAAUAAUCCUGAUGAAAUUGAAAUAGACUUUGAAACAUUAAAGCCUGCGACUCUUCGUGAACUUGAGAAAUAUGUAAACUCUUGCGUUAAAAAAAAGAAAACAACUCCUAUUAAAAAACCAAAAUCUGCAGAAGAUCGAGGUGCAUUGCAAGCGAAAAAAAAAGAAGAAUUAGAAAAACGACUUCAAGAUGUUAGCGGUAAACUUCAAGCUGUUACACCCAAAAGUAAACCUAAAUCUAAAGAUGUAGUAUCUGCUGAGCCUAAGACAUCACGCUUAUCUGAGAGCAGUACUUCGAGUGGGAGUUCAAGCAGUUCAAGUUCAGAUUCUAGCAGUGGCUCCAGCUCUGAUAGUAGUUCUGAUUCUGAAAAUAAUGAUGGAGAAAAGUUAAAAAAACCACAUGUUAAAAAACCCCAAGAACUUAAGCAUAAGAGUAUUGGUAAUGUAAUGGAAGAUCUAAAGGAUACUGAUAAACCACCUGCAGUUAUGUUAUCUCCUAAAACGAAUGCUGUUGUCACUAGUAAUUCAUUUGUUAAUAUUCCAUCGAGACCCGCUCCACUACAAGCAAUCUCACAAAAUACGCCAAAAACAUUAAUUUUACCUCAAAACAAUUCGAAUGUAGUAAAAACUGUAACAAAGCCUACUACUAGUUCAAUGUUACAACCUACUUCUAAUAAUUUACUUGUUGGAGGUUUAAAAACUCAAUUUUCUGAUAUAACACCUAAAAUAACAAAUAAAACUCCUGUUUCUACGCCUACUUCUAGCUUAUCGACUGUUGGUUCUAACGAUUCUUCGAAAAUAUCUUUUGGCAUUAUUGACGAUAGCUUGCUUUCAAAAACUAUGCCAAAAUCAAAACCUGAAUUAUUAAAAACUGUGGUAUCCACUGAAAAUUCAAAAAAUGGCGGUACUCUAAAACAUGUUAGUUCUUGGGGUACACCUUUUAAUUCAGUUAAGAAUGCAACAAAACUUGACCAAACCAACAAAGCUGCCAGUUUCGAGCAAUUUCAAAAGUUGGCAAAAGAUAAAGAAGAUAAAGAAAAAGCGGCUAAAAUGGUAGAGGAGCAAUUAAAACGUCAAAAAGAACGCGAAGAAAUGGAUAGGCUGCGCUUGAUUGAAGAAAAAAAGAGAGAGAAGGAAGAAGAAGAAGCUUUAGAGCGCGCUAGACGACAACAAGAGGAGAAUGACCAAAAAAAGAGAGAGUUAGAAAGAAUGAAAGAACAAGAACGAAGAAAAAGACAAGCGCUUGCUGGCACUAUUGAUAUGACAUUACAGAGCGACAUUAUGGGAGACUUUGAAGCAACGUUAUAAUUUUCUUACGAAAUCAAUAAAUUCCAAAGAUGCGGGGUUUAUCAUUGUUUUAAUCCUGUUGCAGAAUUCGGUUUGUAAAUAUUGUGCAAUCUGUUAUAAAGAGAACAGCCUCGCUUUCUUUGAUCACGGAUUUUAUUUAUGUUGAAAACUCUUGACGUGGCUGUCGUUGAAAAUUCUCCAACUUGUUGAAAAUAUAUCCAAUUAUUUUUUAAAUAAAAUCUUUUGUGGUUUUUAAAUAUGAGGCGUGCGCACGAACCUUUUAAAUUGUUCGUCUACUAAUUCAAUUUGUUUCAACAUAAUUUUGCCUUAAAAAUUUGCGUUUUUUAAGUCAUAAGUAUGCGCUAAAAAAAAACUAUAUUUAUAAGUCAUUUAGAAAUCAUAACAACGAGGACUUUUUUUUUUUCCUGCAGUUGUUAAACGAUUUCGGUGUGGCAAGUUUAUUAUAAAGGACAUGAAUGUGUAGAUAUUUUUGAAACUGAAAAGUUUUAAAGUGAUAUAAUUAGCAAAAA